UCUGCGCAUGCCCAUGGGUGUCAGGUCCCGAAACAAAGUUUCCUCCGGACCAUGGUUCCACCCUGCCGGUCCCCGCGCGCAGCCAGGCCACAUCUGGCCCUACUCAGGGCUUGCUUCUGGCUCAGGGCACAGGACCGUAAGCAGUGCUGGGGAGCAAAUCCUGGUCAGCUGCGUACAAGAGAGAGUGUGGUGGAGGACGCCAAGGCCCGCUUGAGGGAGCAUGACAUGGGGGCCAAGUAUUCUCACUGGGUCCCUAACAAAUACUCCAUCCUGUUGCCACUGUUGGUUAAGGAAGGGAGGCUCCACCUCUUAUUCACCCUCCGGUCAAAGAAGCUGAGACGGUCACCGGGAGAAGUGUGUUUCCCUGGAGGCAAACACGAGCCCGCCGACGUGGACGAUGUGGCCACGGCACUCCGGGAGGCCCAGGAGGAGGUGGGCCUGCAGCCUGAGCGAGUGGACGUCGUGUGCCGCCUGGUGCCUCAUCUGCUGGACAGAGAUGCGAUGAUCAUCCCGGUCGUGGGAUUCAUAGAUCCCAACUUCCAAGCACAGCCCAACCCCGAGGAAGUCCAGGAAGUGUUCCUGGCGCCUCUGGAGUAUUUCCUGCAGCCCGUGGUCUACCACCAGGAGCACUUCCUCAAGCUCGGCGUUCCUGCCAUCAUCCACUGCUUCGAGUACACCAGCCCUGAAAACGGUACCACCUACCGCAUCCGGGGAAUCACCGCAAGAGCCGCCCUGCUCGUUGCUUUGAUUAUUUUGGGCGGGAAACCCACCUUUGAGGUUGAGUUUAAUCUCAACAACCUCAGGUCAUCCUCCGAAGAGCUCUUCCUGAUGUACUACAAACAUGCUAUAAGCAAGUUAUGAUUCUUGAGACCAGCACCCAGGUACUGUCUCGGAAAUAGGGUUUUGUGUCUGCUCAUGCAUAGAACUGCCAUACCAGCUGUUGAAAUUUGACAGGUGUGAAGGGCUGGGAGUAAUGUAGUCUAGCAGGUAGGGCUUUUGCCUUGCACGGGGCCAACACGGGUUUGAUCCCCAGUAUCCCAUAUGGUCCUCGUGACCUCCCCCCAAAAAGGGAAGGAAGGAACGAACGAACGAACCAACGAACGAACGAAUGAACAGAAAUUUGACAGGUGUGAUAUUUCCCUGCUAUUUGAAGGUUGACAGAUCUUGCUUUUAUACCCGCUUCCCCAUCCCCAGUUGACCCCUGUUAUCUGAAAGAGUAAAAGUCUUUCACAAGUGGGGAAGAGGUGUUUAAAGUGUGGCAUAGUGUCACCCACAAUAUGGUUACUAUUUUCCUUACACAUGUAAGAUAAAAAACAAAGUGGCACUAAAUAAAUGAAAAACAAAAUAGGCACUUAAUAAAUAUUUAUUGAAUAUAUGACCGUGCGAUGCACUGACCCUGUUUGUAAGAGUUUGGGGGCCACGACUAGCGGUGUUCAGGGCUUGCUCGUGGCCCUGCAGCCAGGGGUCACUCAGAGGGCCCUACGGGGUGAUGGGGAUUGCAUGCAGGUCAGCUGCAAACAGGCAAGCGCCCUACCCACCGCUCAGCACCCCCGGCCCCAAUAAUAGCAUUUCCUUGACUGUUAAUCCCUGUGACUGACACCCGUGGGCCCUCGGAGCCUGUCAUCCUAGGGGAGUCUGGCUGAAGCACUGACCUUGCAGGCGCACGGCCCCAAGUUCGAUCCCCAGUGCCUCCCACGUGUGCCGCGUGGGAUUCCAGACGCCCUGCCGUGUGUGACCCUCAGCUCUAGGAGUGACUUCUGGACGCACCUCAGCCUGGCGUGUGUCAGCUCCACAGCUACAAGUCCUGGGACUAAAAAGAUGCGUGACAGGUGGCUCUGUGGGCGUGUGUGCAUGCGGGAGGCCCAGGACUCAUCCUCAGGGCUGGGCGUGGCUCCUGGGCAUCGCCAAGUGCAGCCCCCAAGCUAAGCAAAUAAGGAUGAGCACGUCCUUCGGGAGUAGCCCUGCUUCCCUCCAGCGAGGCUCCCAGUGCCGGGUGUGACCAACAGUUCCUGUGGUCGAAUGGAGGGAAGCAGAGGGGGGAAGAAAGAAUAAAGUGAAAAUGAUGUUUCUGAAAAUCCUCUCUUCCGUGGCCAAGGCUGCGUCUCGUGCCGUCCCGUCAGGCACGCAUCUUCCCAGCACCCUCUGCAGCUGCGUGAGGCUCUGGUACGUGGCUCAGAUCCAGCGCCGUUGACCUGGGGGCUGAGAGAUCAGCUACUUCCCGGGAUGCUCCCCAGC
Molecule: messenger RNA, 2235 nt
Organism: Sorex araneus (European shrew)
Lineage: Eukaryota; Metazoa; Chordata; Mammalia; Eulipotyphla; Soricidae
Gene: NUDT7
Product: nudix hydrolase 7
Exons: 5
Coding region: 52-861 (269 amino acids)
Biological process (GO): nucleoside diphosphate metabolic process; coenzyme A catabolic process
Molecular function (GO): magnesium ion binding; acetyl-CoA hydrolase activity; coenzyme A diphosphatase activity
Source: RefSeq, a predicted model, not a curated record